AUUCCAGUAGAGGAUUCCCGAGAGUGGCCUUCCGAAUCCGUGCCGAUGAGGGCAUUCAUUGUAUGAAUGUCCUUGGAGAACUAGCGGAAACCGGUCGAGUCCAGCAACACGUACUCGGGUGUACUAGGUUCAAGAACCUGUCAAUUCAUUCUCGUCGCUCUGAGUCAGAUUAUUAUCAUCCUACGUGGGCGGUCGUCAUCAUGACGCCCGUUUGACCGUGAGGGAUCGAACUCGCUGUGACUGGGAUUGCUAUUACACGUCUCGGAAGCACUAGAGACGGAUUCGUUUACCUGGUGGCGGCGACGUGAGUGAUUUCGGAAAAUGGAAACCUUCGAGCGAACUUCGGAGGGGAACGACACCGUGAGCUUGCAUCAACUUACGGAAUUUCUGAGGAACACCUAUCCGAGAUGCGACGACGAUGAGAAAUUCGGAGCAAGAGCUCACCAUAUAUUCAAGAAAUAUGGUGGCACGGACGCGCUAUCGAGGGACGGAUUCCUUUGUCUAUGGAACACUUUGUUGGAGAAGUGCAUCAAACCAAAGAGUGCUCUUGUGGUGGUCGACUACCAGAACGACUUCAUUGACGGUUCCUUAUCUCUGAAGAAAUGUCCUCUCGGAGAUGACCCGGAACUUCUACUGCCUCGGCUAAACGAAUUCAUUGUGAAAUCUGAUGAAGUUGUAUACAGUUUGGACUGGCAUCCCGAGGACCAUAUCUCAUUCAUCGAAUGCCGGAAUCGGCGGAAAACUCAUGAGAGUAAUCGUAUAGAUCCCGGAGCGGUGAAAGUUGCCGAGGAACUGUUCUUCGAGAUCCAGGGUAGGCCAUAUAUUCAGAAAAUGUGGCCUCGGCAUUGUGUCCAGCAUUCAGAAGGCGCGCGACUGCACAAAGAUCUCGUAGUCAAAGAGGGCGCAAUAUUCGUCUACAAAGGAACCGAUCCAGAAGUGGAUUCUUAUUCAGCUUUCUGGGAUAAUCGCCGUUCGAGCAAGACGAACCUUAAAGAGUCGCUAUUGGAGCGGGGUAUCACCAACCUGAUAGUUGUCGGACUCGCUUUUGACGCUUGUGUUCUCUUCACUGCGCUGGACGCCAUACGGGAAGGAUUCACAACGUGCGUCGUACGAGAACUGACAUCGGCAAUCUCGGAAGCGACCAUUGAAGAAGCAGUGCAGAAGUUGACCGAUGCUCACUGUCCUCGAAUCUCAUUUGACGCGGCGUACCGGAUGCUCUCAGGAGGUCCGCUGCCUUGGAUAUUCGUCUGGCAACAAGCGUGCCAAGUGAGCCUGGUCAGGGACACGUGUUGUCCCAGCAGCCCGGCAUCGGACCGUGAAAUAGACGAGUCGGAUUGAGAAAAUAAAAUCCGUUAUUUUUUAGAACACA
Galendromus occidentalis (western predatory mite) is the source of this 1369-nucleotide messenger RNA. RefSeq names its product Nicotinamide amidase (gene Naam). NCBI's taxonomy places the organism in Eukaryota, Metazoa, Arthropoda, Arachnida, Mesostigmata, Phytoseiidae. Bases 322 to 1338 code for a protein of 338 amino acids. The record is from RefSeq and is a predicted model, not a curated record. The transcript has 5 exons.